AUGGUCAAGUUGCUCGUUGUCAACCCCAACAGCACACAGUCGAUGACUGACGAAAUCCGGACAAGUGUAGAGCGCUGUCUCGGCGAUGCCGAAGAAACGCAACCGCCGGUCAUAGCUGUCACAUAUAUGACAGGUCCGCAGGGGUCGCCUCGUCAGAUUGACGGUUUAGAGAGCAGCCGGGAAAGCUGCGAAGCAUGCCUACCCCUGUUGCAGGACCCCUCCUCGCAGUACCACUACCGCUCCUACGACGGCAUUCUAGUCGCUUGCUUCUCGGACCAUCCGCUUGCCGCCGCCAUCCAGGCGCUCCCUGCGGCUCCCCUGGUCGUGGGACUGCUAAGUUGCUCGGUGGCCUUCUCGUCGCUUGCUCUCGGCAGACCCUUCUCAAUCAUCACUUCGAAUGCGGAGUGGGUCGCAAUCCUCGACGAGCAGACGCAAAAAUUCCUCACAACCGAUACCAUUAGUAGAAGUCUCUGGAGGGGUACCGUGUCAACGAACCUUCAAGUGCUGGAGCUUCACAACAGUUCCAAUUUUAAUCGCAUAGCGCAGCGCAUUGAGGACUACAACAUUGCACGUCUGGGUUCUGAAGUGGUUAUUCUUGGAUGCGCUGGAUUCUCAGGCAUGCAGUACAAACUAACAAAUAUGCUCGGCGGCAAAAUUACAUUUGUUGAUCCCAUAGUUCUCGGAUUUCAGACGCUUGUCACAAAUGCAACUUUUCUGGCUACAGAGCGCCGUCGUUGUGAAUGA
Molecule: messenger RNA, 744 nt
Organism: Zygotorulaspora mrakii
Lineage: Eukaryota; Fungi; Ascomycota; Saccharomycetes; Saccharomycetales; Saccharomycetaceae
Gene: DCG1
Product: Dcg1p
Exons: 1
Coding region: 1-744 (247 amino acids)
Source: RefSeq, a predicted model, not a curated record